AUGAAGACAGGCGGCAUUGACGGCCCGUUUUGCGUGACAUGUAAUGGCACCGACGAUCUCCAGGUCUUCGAGACGCACGCAGGAGUGUUUCCCCGAGCUUUUCAUUCUGCCUGCAGUCACGCCACGUGUGGCCCGUGCCUUCGGCAGCUGGUGGUGAGUCAGCUUCCGAAGACCCGCGAGCAUUGGCAGCUGGACAUCCUUUGCCCCGAGCCUGGCUGCCAGAAGCGACUCCCUCAGCGCUUGGUCCUCAGAGUCAAAGAGGCCGAUGACCUUGCGAAGUCCAUCGACAGCGACGGCCUUUGGCCAAGCCUCGGGGACGAGGUUUCGCAGCUCUGCCCCCUCUGCCGGAAGGUUGCGGCAGUGCACGUGAACCCGGCUUGUGGCCACGCAGCUUGCGAGAGCUGUUGGCUCGACGGCCUCGAGGAGAAACUCCGCUGGUGUCGCGAGAAAGCCGCCAUGGACAUCCCGUGUCCGCACCCGGGCUGCGAUGAGGGCUGCUACGAUGUGCUGCGCCACUUCGAGAGCCCCCUCCUGGAGGAGCUCGAGCUCUACGUCCGGGAGGCCAAGGUGCAGCUCGUCGAGUUCUCUCCGUGGUGCGUGCACGGCCCGCCCGGGGCUCCAGGACCGCUCUGUCCGGUGUGCGAGUGCCAUUCCAUGGCAGUGCUGCAUUGCCCUUGCGGCCUUGCGGCUUGUUCGUCUUGCUGGAGAGGCUUUGUGCAGCAGCAGCUGGCUCGGUGCAAAGAAGACUUCAAGUUGAGCCCCCUCGGCUGGUACCCUUGGCGUCCGGGAUGCAGCUGCCAGGAGAGCCUUCUCACGGUGCUGACUCCUUCUCUCACGGAGGGCUUUCAGGAGCAGCGGGCCUUGCUCAAGACGCAGAAGCAUGAGCUGAAGCGCCUUUUUCCCUACGCCGUGCCGCGAGACCUGCGGGCCGGGCCGCCCCCGGCCUGCGUUGUCUGCGGAGAGGACGCGAUGGUUCUGCUGCGCCCACCCUGCUGCCCCAACGAUCAUGCUGCCUGCCAGACUUGUUGGGCACGCUGGGGUGAGGAGCAGAUUGAGGCCUGCCGUCAUGGCCGCCAUUAUCCGGCACGCUGCCUCUGGCCAGGCUGCGAGAGCAAUCUCCACGUGGAGGACUGGCUGUGGCGUCUGCUGAAGUUCUCGCCACGACUCUCCCAGCUGGUGGCAGAGCUUGAUCGCCGUGGGCGUCUACAGCAGAACCGCCUUUAUCCCCCAGCGGUGCAGGUCGACUGCCCCCAGCCUGGCUGCGUGGGCUUGGGCUACCUGGGCUUCGACACGGUGAUGUGCUUCAUCUGCGAGCACCAGUGGGAUGCGACCGAGGGCAUCCUGGGGGAGGAGACGGAGCUGCCCGAGGGAGAGGAGGUGGCCGAGGCUUCCGUCGCCGGAGUUAAAGUCAAGCGAUGCCCGAAGUGCAACGAGUACAUCGAGAAGAACGGUGGCUGCGACCACAUGACCUGCCGCUGUGGCCAUCAGUUCUCCUGGCAGACCCGAAAACCCUGGCGGCCUGGUGGCUGA
Symbiodinium sp. CCMP2592 is the source of this 1530-nucleotide messenger RNA. The record is from the annotation of a GenBank genome assembly. Lineage: Eukaryota; Dinophyceae; Suessiales; Symbiodiniaceae.